AUAGCAAUCCAUAAAUAGAGAAGCAGCAAUGGAGGCUGCAAUCUGCCAGCAGUGAGAUGUAAAUAGCACUCCUAAGGCCUCCUCCACCAGGAUUCUGUAUGCAAGAAACCGAAAAGCACUGCUAUGAGGAUACUUAGUAGCAAUGACUGAUGUGGAAUCUACAUAUGCAGAUUUCAUAGCCUCAGGGAGAACGGGAAGAAGGAAUGCUCUGCAUGAUAUACUCACCUCAGCAGGAGGGAACACAAGUGAAUUAGCCAUAAAGUUAUCAGAGCUUGAUAUAAACAAAUCA
Staurois parvus is the source of this 289-nucleotide messenger RNA. Lineage: Eukaryota; Metazoa; Chordata; Amphibia; Anura; Ranidae. The record is from the annotation of a GenBank genome assembly.